Messenger RNA from Monodelphis domestica (gray short-tailed opossum), 6125 nucleotides. RefSeq names its product glutamate ionotropic receptor kainate type subunit 4 (gene GRIK4). NCBI's taxonomy places the organism in Eukaryota, Metazoa, Chordata, Mammalia, Didelphimorphia, Didelphidae. Gene Ontology annotation, biological process: monoatomic ion transport. The record is from RefSeq and is a predicted model, not a curated record. Gene Ontology annotation, molecular function: signaling receptor activity; ligand-gated monoatomic ion channel activity. Gene Ontology annotation, cellular component: membrane.
AUACUGCGCUGGACGCCCCGCUGCAGUUCUCCCGGCUGCCCACCGGGUGUCGCCCCGCGCCUCCCCGGGCCCUCUCUCUCCUCCCUCCCUCUCUGGCUCCCCAGCUCUCUUGCUCGCUCGCUCUCUCGCUCGCUGGGGCCGGACACAGACUGCCUUCAGCUGCCGGCGGAUCGGGCUGGAGCCGCGGCGGCGGCUGCUGCGGAAGAGGGGGGGAGGGAGAAGGAAAACAACCGCCCAGAAGCCGGCAGACCCGUCGCGCGGCCCCCAGCCCAGCCCCCCGGAGUUCGGACCCUCUCAGGUCUGUGUCAGUGUCUGUGGGUCACCCAGCCCUGACCAAUCUCCUGAAGAAGAAAUCCAUGCCUUUUGAUGUCUGAUAACGAAGGGUUGGUGGUGGGAGAAAGGAAGGAGUUGGAGGAGAGCGAUCUAGGGAGAGGUAUGGGCACAGAAUGGAGCCAAUCACCAACACUCCACUCUGAGCACUGCAAAGGAGGGCCCUGAGGCCUCUCUUCUCCCUUUGGCAGAACUGUGGAUGAACAUCGAGAAGAAUCUGUGAACAGCAAAAGGCUUAGAUCACACCUUAAGCCUGGGAAAAGAUGGCUGGCGGGAAAACUGAACAGAUAUAAGAGAGCCGGUGGCAGCAACAGAGUUAUGUCAUGCCCAGACCAGUGGAGGGCUCCAUGAGGAUUCAUAGAAGAUGCCCCGGGUCUUGGCGCCUCUGGUGCUCCUUCUGGUAUGGCUCAUGACAGUCGCCAGCAGCCCUCAUGCUCUGAGGAUUGCUGCAAUCCUGGACGACCCGAUGGAGUGCAAUCGAGGGGAGAGGUUGUCCAUCACGCUGGCCAAGAACCGGAUCAAUCGGGCUCCUGAGAGGGUAGGGAAGGCCAAGGUGGAGGUGGACAUCUUCGAGCUGCUGAGAGAUAGCGAGUACGAGACAGCGGAAACCAUGUGCCAGAUACUCCCAAAGGGAGUAGUAGCCGUCUUGGGACCUUCUUCUAGCCCUGCCUCCAGCUCCAUCAUCAGCAACAUCUGUGGGGAGAAGGAGGUGCCCCAUUUCAAAGUGGCCCCUGAAGAAUUUGUGAAGUUGCAGUCCCAGAGAUUCACCACCCUGAACCUCCACCCCAGCAACACGGACAUCAGUGUGGCAGUCGCUGGGAUCCUGAGGUUUUUCAACUGCACCACAGCCUGCCUCAUCUGCGCCAAAGCAGAAUGCCUUUUAAACCUGGAGAAGCUGCUCAGACAAUUCCUUAUCUCCAAGGACACGCUCUCCGUCAGGAUGCUGGAUGACAGCCGGGAUCCUACCCCACUCCUCAAGGAGAUCCGGGAUGACAAGACAGCCACCAUCAUCAUCCAUGCCAAUGCCUCCAUGUCCCACACCAUCCUCCUGAAGGCAGCUGAACUGGGGAUGGUAUCAGCCUAUUACACAUAUAUCUUCACUAAUCUGGAGUUCUCUCUCCAGAGAAUGGACAGCCUUCUGGAUGACCGAGUCAACAUCCUGGGAUUUUCUAUUUUCAACCAAUCCCAUGCUUUCUUCCAAGAGUUUGUACAGAGUCUCAACCAGUCAUGGCAGGAGAAUUGUGACCACGUGCCCUUCACUGGGCCUGCACUCUCCUCAGCCCUGCUAUUUGAUGCUGUCUACACUGUUGUGACUGCAGUGCAAGAGCUGAACCGAAGUCAGGAGAUUGGUGUGAAGCCUCUAUCUUGUGGCUCAGCACAGAUCUGGCAGCAUGGUACCAGCCUCAUGAACUACCUGAGAAUGGUAGAAUUGGAAGGUCUCACCGGCCACAUUGAAUUCAACAGCAAAGGACAGAGGUCCAACUAUGCCCUGAAAAUAUUGCAGUUCACAAAGAAUGGCUUCCGGCAGAUUGGUCAGUGGCAUGUGUCCGAGGGUCUCAGCAUGGACAACCGUCUCUCCUCUUCCAACAUCUCCGACAGCCUCUUCAACACCACCCUGGUCGUCACCACCAUCCUGGAGAACCCGUACUUAAUGCUGAAGGGGAACCACCAAGAGAUGGAAGGCAAUGACCGCUACGAAGGCUUCUGCGUGGACAUGCUUAAGGAACUCUCGGAGAUUCUACGCUUCAACUAUAAGAUUCGCCUGGUUGGGGAUGGAGUAUAUGGUGUGCCUGAGGCCAACGGCACUUGGACAGGAAUGGUCGGGGAGCUGAUUGCUCGGAAAGCAGAUCUGGCUGUUGCUGGACUCACUAUAACAGCUGAAAGAGAGAAGGUGAUCGAUUUCUCCAAGCCGUUCAUGACUCUGGGAAUUAGUAUUCUUUACAGGGUUCAUAUGGGUCGAAAACCUGGUUAUUUCUCCUUCCUGGACCCCUUUUCUCCUGGAGUCUGGCUCUUCAUGCUUCUUGCCUAUCUGGCUGUCAGCUGUGUGCUCUUCCUAGUGGCUCGGCUAACGCCCUAUGAAUGGUAUAGCCCUCAUCCUUGUGCCCAGGGCCGGUGUAACCUUCUGGUGAAUCAGUACUCCCUAGGAAACAGCUUAUGGUUUCCCGUUGGGGGCUUCAUGCAGCAAGGCUCUACAAUUGCGCCACGCGCCUUAUCCACCCGAUGUGUCAGCGGAGUCUGGUGGGCUUUCACUCUGAUCAUCAUCUCAUCUUACACGGCCAACCUGGCAGCAUUCCUGACCGUACAACGGAUGGAUGUGCCCAUCGAGUCUGUGGAUGACUUGGCUGACCAGACAGCCAUUGAGUAUGGCACAAUUCAUGGAGGAUCCAGCAUGACCUUUUUCCAAAAUUCCCGCUACCAAACAUAUCAGCGGAUGUGGAAUUACAUGUAUUCUAAGCAGCCUAGUGUGUUUGUAAAAAGCACGGAAGAAGGGAUUGCCCGGGUGCUGAAUUCCAACUAUGCCUUCUUGCUGGAGUCCACCAUGAAUGAAUACUACCGCCAGCGAAACUGCAAUCUCACUCAGAUUGGGGGCCUGCUUGACACCAAGGGCUACGGGAUAGGGAUGCCAGUUGGCUCUGUAUUCCGUGAUGAGUUUGAUCUGGCCAUUCUCCAACUACAAGAGAACAACCGCCUGGAAAUUUUAAAAAGAAAAUGGUGGGAAGGGGGGAAGUGCCCCAAAGAAGAAGAUCAUAGAGCUAAAGGCCUGGGAAUGGAGAAUAUUGGUGGAAUCUUUGUUGUUCUUAUCUGUGGCUUAAUUGUGGCCAUUUUUAUGGCUAUGUUGGAGUUUUUAUGGACACUCCGACACUCAGAAGCAACUGAGGUGUCUGUCUGCCAGGAGAUGGUGACAGAGUUGCGCAGCAUCAUCCUGUGUCAGGACAAUUUUCACCCGCGACGGAGGCGAGCUGGGGUGACCCGUCCCCGCCCCCCCAUCCCAGAGGAGCGCCGACCCAGGGGCACCGCCACACUUAGCAAUGGCAAGCUUUGCGGGGCUGGGGAGCCCGAUCCCAUUGCCCAGAGACUGGCCCAGGAAGCUGCUUUGGUGGCCCGUGGUUGUACACAUAUCCGGGUCUGUCCAGAGUGUCGGAGGUUCCAGGGCCUAAGAGCACGGCCAUCCCCAGCCCGGAGCGAGGAGAGCCUGGAAUGGGAGAAGACUACCAACAGCAGUGAGCCGGAGUAGAACUGACUUCAGAGAACUUGCCACAACUGGGAUAGGGAGGGUGGGCAGGGAUCAGAUCAGGUGCCGCUGCACAAAGCUCAGACUUGUACAGUGUUGAAUCUUCUCUCCACUUAAAAGAUAAUAAUAAUAAUUUUUUAAAGAAAAAAAAAGAUCAAAGAACCUGACACCCCAGCCUGAGAUAGGACCCUCAUAAGAAAGCUGGGUCCUUCAAAAGACUUUGCACCCAACAAGCAAAGGGGAUGCUCACCCUCUCAGACUCAAAAGGCCUAUCUUUUUCUCCCAAGGGGCCUUUUCCCUUUAGAAGAAAAGACACUGCAAGUCUGGGGCUGGAAAGGCCCAUCCAGACCUGUCCAGCUCUAGGACAGAAUUUUGGGGUGAAUUGUCGGGCCUAGAAAAGGGCAAUUGUACCCUGGGUCCAGUUCUCACAGAGAGAAUUAAAACUCACCAGGGAAGUUUUUCUUUUCUGGAUUUUGAGUUAUUUUGUUUGGUUGAGUCUUUCUUUCAAAUUUUAGUUCUUUAUUUGUUUUCUGGUUUUUGGUGGGAGAGGGUGGGGUUAGGGAGAGGAAGAAUCAAUAAUCUUUUUUUUCCCUUGUAUUUUAGUGCCUGAAGUCUCCCAAUGAAUCAGACUUCAGGUGCUGAACUCUCCUUCCUAUGCAGUGAUUAUGGGAAUAGGAAAUGGGUCCUGGGAAAGAAAGAAACAGGUGGAGAUUCUCAAAGCCCAUUCAAGGAGUUUUUUUGUUUUGUUUUGUUUUUUAAGAAAACAAACUAAACACAGAUGCCAAAAACUAAUCAUCACAUAAAGUCAACUCAGAGAGGCCUUGAAACGCCUGGAAUUUCAGGGGUUAUGUGUCUUUUCUUUUUUCCUUCUUAAUUUCAUUAUUAUUUCAUUUGGUUUGGUCAUUUGUGAGUGUAAUGCUCUGAAGAGAGAUGUAUACUGAAGAGUAUAAUCCUCCAAAGCAUCUCUUGGAUGCUCUGAUGAAGUUGGCCUUCUUCUGUGCACAGAAGGGAAUGGGGUAGUACUUCUCCAUCCCACAGUAUUCACUUUGAAAGGUUGGUAAGGGAUGUUCUCUGAGGAGCAAGGACAGAAGUCAUCUCAAUGGAAUGGGGUGUACUUUUUGACAAUUACAUUAUUUUAACCAACUUGGUAGUUAUCUCUGGAACCCAAUCCAGGGGGCUGUCUUGGUUUCAAAGAUUUCUUGCUACUAGAUAUGAAGAUCAGGUGUGUGGGUGUGGGUGUGGGGAAUAUGUAUUAAGUGGGAAGACCAGAAGCAGUAAAUAAGGGAGUUUUUCGGAGUCUAGCUAGAAGUCCAGUCUAAUUCACAGGGAUCUGGGAGCUGAGGAUUCCAGAACCCUAAUCUCCAUUCUGACAGAAGACCCUGUUGGUGUGGCUUUGGAAAAGGUAUUUAACCUCUUUAUCAGCCACAAAAAAGCAGGAGAAAUAAAUGAAUCCUUCCAAGAGUGUCAAGUGAGUUAACUAGUUAUUGCUGUGCUUGCGAGGUGCUAGAGUUCUAAUUGGAUAGAAGGGAGGGAACUUCUAAUCAGCUGUUUGACCUUUGCUUGGCUUCUGUGAGACUUUCAUAGGAGAGUUUUCAUAUUCUGAUGGAAAACAAAUUCUAUGCAAUUUCUGAUUGUAAACCUAGAAAAUUCAGAGGGGGAAAGAAAUAGAUUACCACCACCACCACCACCACCACCCUGAAUCAAAGAUAUGUCUUGUCCUCAGAUUGUUUCUGUCUUGAAUAUUCUAAAAUAAAGACAUCCUUGGAAGAAGACAAGUUUAUUUUCAUGCUUUGGCUGUGUGGGAAGGUUGGCGUACUCUUCGUGCUAGGGCAAUCCCAGGGGCUCACCGACCCCCCUGUGCAUUUCUAUAAAGGAUGCCCAUUCUGUCCUCAGCCAACCUGGUCCCCCUCCUGGAUCUAAAGCCUCCUUUUUCUUUUCUUUCUUUUAUUCUUCUUCUUUCAACCAUUGAUGACAAUAAACUGCGCAGGACACUUGCUUAUUAUUAUUAUUAUUAAUCUUGCCUCACAUCCAGCAAAGAAAGUUUGGAUUUUGAGAGAAGGGCACCUGCUGGCAGACUGGCUACAGACUCGUCACUUGGUGCCAUGCUAAUGUACAAUCUAGGGCUAUGUCCCUCAUUUGUGACAAUGUGGUCAGGACUGUAAGAUCACAUCUAGGGUGGGGAGGGUUGUUUAAAAAAAACAAACUUGUUUUUAUGAGCUGGAAAUAUUGAUGAAUAGAAAACUUUUUUUUAAAAAAAUGAAUUAGCAAACUAGGUGUUCCCAUGAAGCAUUUACACAAUCUGUUUUGCCCUGUGUGGAAUCAAGAUGACACUGGGAGUACUACAGUGGUUUCCAUAGCUGCUGAGACCAUCACAGUUCUUCACCCCAGCUGAUCAGUGAAAUCACAACCAGCUGUUUUCUCCUUUGAUUUGUCUUAGCUUUUUAUCUGUUCGUUGUCCAUACUUGUAUUUUCUAUCUGAUUCUGUAUAUUAAGGAGUUUUUCCUUGUCUGUUUCUUCCUUUGAUUGGAAUAUUUACAAUAAAACAGAAAUAAAUCCUGAAAUA